Molecule: messenger RNA, 948 nt
Organism: Botrytis deweyae
Lineage: Eukaryota; Fungi; Ascomycota; Leotiomycetes; Helotiales; Sclerotiniaceae
Exons: 2
Coding region: 1-948 (315 amino acids)
Source: RefSeq, a predicted model, not a curated record
AUGGCGAAACUCAAACCGGGAGUAAAGGGAAAGGGGAAAGCAAAAGCUAAACCAAAGUCCGCUAAGGAGAAGAGCAAAGUUCGAGCGAAUGUAUCGCGGCAGGGUGAUGUACAUCGCGGGGUCAAAGUUCCAGUCCCUACGAAUAUCAAGAAUAGAGCCGCGAAAAAACCAAUCGUUAUAGAUUUAACAUCUUCUUCACCUCCUCCUCCCCUCAUCAAGAAAGUCCCUCCACCACCUCCCCCAAAAAUCAUCGCAACACCACAGAAACAAAACCAAAACCAAAAACACAAACUCGCUCUCUCCUCCCUAUCAACAAGCGAACGAUCUCCCGGUAUCCACUCUCCCAUAACCCGUUCCCUCUCUCUCUCCCUCGCAAAACCACUUAUUCCCGAAAAUGUAUUCAACAUCUCAACUCGGAAGAAUACCACUACCCAGCCUCCAGAAUAUUACAUCCAAUCGCAUCAUAUCAACGAUAUCACACCGGGCACCGUCGUGUGGCUCCCGUCGAAAGAAGAUAUUGUGCAUCAUGCGUACGUGGAUCCGAAGCUGCAUGUGAAUGCGUUUGAUCACCCGGCGGUGAUUGUGAGUAUGCCGAAUCCGGCAAAUGGGUUUUCGGUGGUGGAGAUUGCGAUUAUGACCUCCCUCGGCUCGCGCACUCUCCACGAAACGAAAAAGCUCGGCCACCGAUCCCUCCUCUUCCGCGUACGCACCGCGCAGCUCCCAAGCGCAAAAGUCGAUAUCACAUUCAAAGAGGGGAAGGGGAUGAAGGGGAAAUACAGUUUUGUGAAUUGUCGUGAGUCGUGGCGGGUGCAGAUUGGCACGCUGGGGUUCUAUGCGAGGGGGAGGGGGACGGGGCAAGGAAAGGAUAUCGAGUGGUUGAGGUUGACGACGGCGAGUUUGGAUAAGUUGAGAGCGAGUAUUGGCUGUGGGAAAGGGUUGUGGGGGUGA